UUCGGACUAAGAGAACGCAUAGACCGAUGAGCCAGGGUCCAGCGAGUGACCGCGGGUCUGGGUCGCAUGAAUAAUGUUCCGUUUGGCAUCUUUUCCUUUAAAGUUUAUUAAAUUUCAAGCAAGGGAGGCUUCAGGGGAAAUCGAGUUGGUGCCUGGUCAUGAGCUGAGUCCCCCAGAGCGCAAGCACAGGGGUGUGUGCACGCGUGUGUAUGCGUGUGCAGGGUGGCCACUCGUGCGUGCACAAUCGUCACCGCCAGGACCAGUGUAGGGCUCAACCCGACCUCCGACCCGCGGGCCGGCCACUCGCCGUGUGUACCCACGCGCGACUCCGCGGGACGGCGGCGCACGUGCGUCCCGAGCCAUCGCCGGACGCAGCGCCGGGGACUUCGGGCCGCAGGGUCGCUCGAGCGCCGGAAGAGCUCCGCCCGGGCCCACAGCGCGCCGCAGGGGAAUCUGCGGGAGCCUCAGCCAGCAGGACGAGCAUGGUCCCUCUCCUGGAGGUCGCCGGCACCCGGGCGACAGCGGGGGCGCUCUGGAAAGCAGCGGCGCGAGCCCAGGGUCGCCCCUGCAGGCCGGGCCCGGUCCUGGCGGCGCGGCUCUCAGGCCCUGAGCGACCCCCCGCCUCGCAGAGCCGAGUGCUGGGGGUGCAGGAGCCCGGCGGAGGGAAGAGGAACCGCGGCGCCCCCGACCUCGCGCGUCUGCAGCUUCGGGAAGUGUCUGUCCUUACUCCCGAGCAGUCUCUCGCCGGCCGAGCUCGGUGUCCGGCAGCCGGGGCCCGCGGUUCGCGGGGAGCAAGCCCGAGCGGCGUGAAGGUUCAUCCAGACAGCGAGGCGCGCGCGCAGCCCCGAGCGUGCGGCUGCUCCACCGCCGCGGGCUGCGAGCCCCGCGCGCCCUCUGUCCGAGCGGACGCCAAAUUCACUGAGUUCCCGCGGAACGUGACGGCCACCGAGGGGCAGAACGUGGAGAUGUCCUGCGCCUUUCAGAGCGGCUCGGCCUCGGUCUACCUGGAGAUUCAGUGGUGGUUCCUGCGGGGUCCCGGGGACGCGGCGCCUGAGGGCGGCCCGCAGGCGGAGCUCCUGCCCGACCGCGAUCCGGACCUGGACGGAACCAAGAUCAGUACAGUGAAAGUCCAGGGCAAUGACAUUUCCCACAAGCUUCAGAUCUCCAAAGUGAGGAAAAAGGAUGAGGGUCUCUACGAGUGCAGGGUGACAGACGCCAAUUACGGGGAGCUGCAGGAGCACAAGGCCCAGGCCUACCUGAAGGUCAACGCCAACAGCCACGCCCGGAGGAUGCAAGCCUUCGAAGCCUCUCCCAUGUGGCUGCAGGACGCCAAACCUCGCAAGAACGUGUCAGCUGCCCUCCCCAACCUGGUCCACAGCUCCACCAACCAGCGAACGCAUUCCACCUCCAGCCCGCAGGCCGAGGCCAGGAUCCCCAAGCAAAGUCCACAAUCAGGGCAAAAAGAGCAUGGUACUGCUCACAUCACAGCAGCUGGGAAGCAGAGAGAGAAAGGAGGAGCUGAGAACAUGAACACACCUUCCCAAUCCCACCUCCAGCCACGCCCUGCCUUCUACAGCAUGGUCAGCCCUGAACCCACCAUGAAGAAUCCACGAAUGAAUAUGGUGUCCCAUGACCUGUCACCUUCUAACAACAGGAGACUUUCACGGGACACGUUAGAUCUAACCAGAACAGGUUACUUAUAUUAAAUCUCACUGUUAGUAUCAGUUUUGGUUUUAUUGAAUUUACAAGUUUUUCAUUCCCAAUCUGGCCAGCAUGACCCUCUACUUGUGCCCGAGGGACAGAAUGGUUGGACUAGUGUCACUGCUGAUGUGAGACAGCAUGAACGAUUAGCAAAUUCUUCUAUGAAAAUCUGACCUUCAGCAGUAUUUCCAGAUCUGAUACCUUGGAGGUGCCAUAAAGGUAUAAUAAUGUCAACUAGUCCCUGGGCAACACUGCUAACUAACUCCUUAAUUGUGAAAAAGGACCUUGACCCGGAGAACUGCGUGUGCAUGGGCACCGGGCAUUCAGCCUCCCUGAGUGUGAUGAUGCACACAUGGGCACAUUCCCUGCAGAGAUACCAGCUUUACAGAUCCACACGUUUUGUUUCUAUUUUCAGCUUCACUCCUCCACCUCACAGAUUUUUGUUUCUGUGGCUAUGGAUCGAAUACGGGAGAAUUUUAAUGUUUUACUGAAAGUUUUACACAGUGAACAUCCUCACUGAUCACCUAGCAAUUUGAGAUCCAGUACAUGAAAGAUACAGUACUGUUUCCCCUUUCCAUCUUGCUUACACCACAAGCAAACUCAAGAACCCCCUCCAUCCGACACCUAAACCACACAUCCUAACUGAUGUCCCUCGAGCCACUUUGCAUAUUAACAGGCUAUCAACGAAUAUCCUUUUAUAUGUGACACUUGAAAUUUUCUGGCUAAGAAGUCAAAAGUUUAUCAAAAUGUGUUGUGCAUCUUCAUAUUCUUUUCUGCUUUUUCUGCCAUGUUACCAGAAAUCCAGAUGCUGUGCAGCUGUUUGUUAGUCUUCUCUACAACAUGGUAACUCUGGCAAAGGUAGGUCCUGCAUCAUUUACUGACUCUGCCUUCAUGCUCAGUAAGUGACUUAUAUCUGACCAAUAACAAUCACCGCCUCAGGCAGUAAUGUCUAACGGGAGCAGCCAUCAAUUCUUUCUCUUCUGGUGCAAGAGGUCUCUCAUUCCAACAUGAAACAGAAUCCAUUUCCUAACUCUAGAAUCUGUGGGUUUACCUUUUAGAAAACUGGAAGCCAUGUUCUGGGACUUGCAAACCUAUGCCCUGAAGCAGUGGUUACUUCAGCUUUGUUCUCUCAAAGCUCAGCCACUUAGCAUAAGGAAGCCCAGGAUGGAAUGCUCAUGACUGGGAGGACAUAGAGAGGAGCCUGAAGAAUGAAGGUCACCUUGAACAACCUUGCUUCCUACUGAAUGCAUCUGCAAAACAUUGUCCAGCAAGCUCCUCAGAACUGUGCGGCUGAGCCCAGCCAACCCUUAGGCCACCAAAUUUGUGACAGUUUGUUACACAACAAUGAGUAAUGGAGAUACUUAGCUAAAGAUCAAUCAGUAACCCAUGCACAGUGGAGAGAGACAAAGGAGGAGCAUAGACAAGUCUCUUAAAGCUGUAGCAGCAUUUUAAAGAGAAAGUUCCAAAAAGGACAACCACCUCUAAGUUGACACAACUAAAAUUUAAAAUAUUAUUCUAAGCAACUUUUGAUCUUGUAAAAAUGUAUCCUAAGACAGAUACAUUGCUAUUUGGUGACUGGUUUGUUUGGAUUCAAAAGUGUAUGGAUAAUUGUCCUGACUGGGUCAAGGAGUGUUAGAAAGGGGCCAGGGACUUGAGGCUGGUUUUCAUAUGAUUCAAAAGUGUAUGGAUAAUUGUCCUGACUGGGUCACGGAGUGUUAGAAAGGGGCCAGGGACUUGAGGCUGGCUUUCAUAGGCGCCACAGCUCGGUUUUAUGCAGCAACAUUUCUUAAGUAGAAGAAAAUAUGCUGCCUUCUUUUCACAUUCAAAUGAAUUCGGUUUCUUACCCACAGGACUUUAAAUCCAGCAUUUAAAAUAAAACAAAUGAUUCCACUGCAGAACUGUGGCCCAAUAAGGACUUCAGCAGUAAACACCCUGAAGACAGAAACUUACCACGCUUCUGACGUUUCAUAAAUUCUGACUCUAAGUUGUAGAGAAAAUGGAACAAAUUGUAAAUUGCUAACCUAUUUUAUUACAAACAUAAAAUAACACAUUUCCCAUUACAGCACAGUAACUUUUAUUUUAUGAAUGUCCACAUCAAGGCAAUAAAGCCAUUUCCAUGCAGUCCAGCAGAAUUUUCCAACAGACGGGUUAGGAAGGAACCAGGUGGGUGGAGCUAAGCGUGCAGUUUCUCUCUGCUGUGUUACUGGUGACCACUGCGUCUGCAGCUUCCAACACACAGCACCAAGGCUUUCUCUAACUGUUGCUUUCUUCGUGUGGCUUUGUGGAAAUAAAGUAUAUUUAUUACCCACA
This is a messenger RNA of Cavia porcellus (domestic guinea pig), 4011 nucleotides long. RefSeq names its product V-set and transmembrane domain containing 2A (gene Vstm2a). NCBI's taxonomy places the organism in Eukaryota, Metazoa, Chordata, Mammalia, Rodentia, Caviidae. The record is from RefSeq and is a predicted model, not a curated record. Gene Ontology annotation, cellular component: membrane. The transcript has 5 exons. The coding region runs from base 210 to 1706 and encodes 498 amino acids.